Fusarium falciforme is the source of this 1197-nucleotide messenger RNA. RefSeq lists its product as hypothetical. The record is from RefSeq and is a predicted model, not a curated record. NCBI's taxonomy places the organism in Eukaryota, Fungi, Ascomycota, Sordariomycetes, Hypocreales, Nectriaceae. Bases 196 to 1197 code for a protein of 333 amino acids. Gene Ontology annotation, biological process: NLS-bearing protein import into nucleus; nuclear pore organization; protein localization to nuclear inner membrane. Gene Ontology annotation, molecular function: structural constituent of nuclear pore. The transcript is spliced from 3 exons. Gene Ontology annotation, cellular component: nuclear pore central transport channel; nuclear pore.
GGCAACCAUCGUCGACUUGACUCUGCAGCCUCGCAACAUCACAAAGCCCCUUCACGACGGCAAAAUACCAGCUUUGUCACUGCCAGAUCUCCUCAGUCGCAGUAUCGUGUCGGUUUGCUUCCCAUAAGAGCGACUCCAGCUGAAGCUCAAGCUCAGCUCGCCGCGACACCAAGCUCCUAUUCGCAAACCUUCAUCAUGUCGCUCUUCGGUCAAGCCAAGCCUACGAGCUCCUUGUUCGGGCAGUCGCAACCUGCGCAGACUGCGCAGCCAGCCCAGACGCAGGGCUUCGGCUUCGGCCAGUCUCAGAUAGGGUCCCAACCGGUCAAAAUCAACUCUCUCGCCGCGUCGAUCCAGCAACAGCAACAGGCUCAGCAGAUGCCCACUCUAUCUCAGUCCCAAGCGCAGCUGGCAAACUCGCUAUGGCAGCCAGGCAAAGAAACCCCCCACCAGAAGCCCAUCCUUGAGCAGAUGAAGCUCGUAACGGAAAAGUGGGAUGCCUCGAAUCCCAACUGCGUCUUCAAGCACUACUUCUACAAUAAGGUCGACGAGAGCAUCGUUCCCUACUUCAAGCCUCAAGACUACGAAGACCCUCGCGAAUGGGAGGAAGCCCUACAGAACAAGCCUGCUCCAGGCUUCAUGCCUGCCCUCUGCCGGGGCUAUGCUGCCCUUGCCGACCGUCUCUUGGUUGAGAAGCGCGCCCUCUCUGAACUCAACAUUCGCCUGCACCAGAUCAACGGCAGCCUGGACGCCAUUCUCCAACGCCACGAACUCGAGACCGAGGUGCGAGCCGUCGCUGCUCACCGACGACAGACGACCAUCAGCGAGCGAUGUCUGGCGCUUGCCGCACGGGUACAGGUUUUGCGCAACCGCGGUUACGCGCUGAGCGGCGACGAGGAUGAUCUUAGCAGCCGACUUCAGUCGCUGGAGAGGGAAGUGCAGGAUCCCGCCGUGGGAGCGAGGGAAGAGGAGCUCUGGAGCAGGCUUAUCGUGCUAAGAGGGUAUGCCGACCAGCUCAGCAAGGAGAUGGACACGCCCGCCGGCACAGAAGGAGCCAUGCUCGAUCCAGAGCAUGAGGCCAAGGCAAAGAAGGUGCUCGAGGACUAUGAGAAGCAGAUUCAGCAUAUCAAGAAGGAGCUUGAGUCUCUUUCGAUUGACUACACGGAAUGGGAGAAGACACGAAACCCCCACUCGAAAUAG